AUGAAUUGUUUUUUCAAAAGCUUUAUACAAUUAUCUUGUGUCAUAGCAAUCUUAGCAGUAGUGGUAAAUUAUGCCAGUUCUUCUAAUUUAGGUUUAAUUUUUGACGGUUCCUGGUGGAGAGCUUUACGGGAUGAAUUUAUUUAUUCCUUGCAAGUUAUAAACCAACAUCAGAAUUCUGCUAUACGUUGA
Molecule: messenger RNA, 189 nt
Organism: Debaryomyces tyrocola
Lineage: Eukaryota; Fungi; Ascomycota; Pichiomycetes; Serinales; Debaryomycetaceae
Source: the annotation of a GenBank genome assembly